CAAAUUCUUCAGUAUGGCUCAAACGCACACAGCCAGUGGAACUGUCGACAAGUUUUUCUCGUCGUCGCUUCUCUUUCAUCGCAGUCGUCGCUCCCUCGACGCCGAUGGGAAUAGAUUUCCAACGUCAAUAAACGCGCGUUGGCGUCUGUAAAUUGUCGAUCUUUGACAGCGCUGACACUGCCGUAUAUUCGAUACAAUACGUCCUUGUUGUUUGUAUGGAAUGGCCAAUCAAUCGACCUUAUUGACAUCAGCGUUGUUGCUGAUGUCGAACUCGACCGACUUGGACCAGCAGAGCAUCGGCAGCAGUGAUACUGAGGACAACAGGUACGUGAUCGAGAGGUUCCGCUUGGCAUUCGUCGUGCUCGGCAUCGCUUUGGGAGUAAUUGCCAUUGGAUUCAACACGGCGAUUGUCAUUUCUUCACUGGUCGUCAAAUCGUCUUCUCUGAGAUUUUCGUCGCAAACAAUCAAUUUGAUGGCUUCGCUAGCCGUCGCCGACCUGUUUCUUCUUGUAUUCGGUCUACCUUAUGAUCUCGUCGCUGCCAACGAUAACCCCUGGCCCCACUGGCUAGAGGGGCGGAUUGGAUGCCCAAUGUCAGCUUAUCUUCCAGAAGCGUCACGCUUCGCCUGGGUGGGGACGGUCGCACUGGCCAUGCCUCUUCGCUGCUGGCCAUCGCUGAGGAAAUGGGGGCCGGCUUGGACGCUGCUAGUCUGGGCAGUUUCGCUGGUCGUCGUCAUUCCGUUCGCCCUUCACGUCGAUUGCCUCGGCCAGUCUCACACGACGACGACGGUCGAUUACGCCACGAUACCGGAAACGGCCCAUGGCUCGUUACUGGACGACGACGACAACGACAGCGCUUGUUCCUGCGUCUUCACCGUAAGCCAAUCGGAAGUCGUCCAGAUGUUCGGCUCGUCCCUGGUCGCCUACUCGCUCAUUUCCGUCAUGGCUAUCGGAAUGAUCGGCCUCAAGAGCCGACCAUUCUCGGAUGAGGCUCCACAUAUCAAAGUGAACACAUCCUCCAGAAGGCUAGUGACCAUGCUGUUAACAUUUAUGGCCUGCACCUUGCCUCGCUACGUCUACAAUGUCGUCAACUACUCGGAAGAGACCCGGACGGCCGAUGGCCUGUACGGAUUGACCAUGUCGAUCCUGGAAAUUCUUUGCUGCAGUCUCUUUUACGGCACGUCGUUGAUCCAUUUGAUGCUGUCGCCACAUCCCCGCUCGCUGCUCCGUCAAUUGUGUCGACAACAACAAGAUUACGCGAUAGAGGCCGAAGUCGCCUGAGCGAUCGAUAUAGACCACACUAUAACCUACGUCACGAUCAAUGUGUCAAAAGUUCAAUAUUCCUGUCUUGAAAGCAGCAGCGCAACAUUGGAGGUUAUUAACGAAAUGCAUGACGGAAAAUUUUGAAUUCUCCAGUCCCGUUAUGAAACUUUGAUUCACAAUGGGGGAGGAUCGAUGACGACGUCCGCCUUUUACGGAUAAUUAUUUAAAAAAAAGUGAUUAUACUAAAAAGCGGAACAGAGACGUACCUAACGAACUACCAACUUGACUUAUGUGACAUUGACUGCUGCAGUCAUUCCGCGUCGACGAAAUGUCCCAUUUCUAAGUAGACGAAUUCUCAGCGAACUCUCAUCACAGUUCUACUACACACUUGUGUGGAUAAUUAAGCGAACUCAAAAGUGCUGCACUCCAGUGAUUUGAAAUAGG
Molecule: messenger RNA, 1705 nt
Organism: Daphnia pulicaria
Lineage: Eukaryota; Metazoa; Arthropoda; Branchiopoda; Diplostraca; Daphniidae
Exons: 4
Coding region: 221-1279 (352 amino acids)
Biological process (GO): neuropeptide signaling pathway
Cellular component (GO): plasma membrane
Molecular function (GO): neuropeptide receptor activity
Source: RefSeq, a predicted model, not a curated record